Brassica oleracea var. oleracea is the source of this 2655-nucleotide messenger RNA. RefSeq names its product U4/U6 small nuclear ribonucleoprotein Prp3. Gene Ontology annotation, cellular component: U4/U6 x U5 tri-snRNP complex. The transcript is spliced from 6 exons. Gene Ontology annotation, biological process: mRNA splicing, via spliceosome. Bases 81 to 2396 code for a protein of 771 amino acids. The record is from RefSeq and is a predicted model, not a curated record. NCBI's taxonomy places the organism in Eukaryota, Viridiplantae, Streptophyta, Magnoliopsida, Brassicales, Brassicaceae.
CUGGUUUAUUCCGGUUGUGGGGGUUUCGGUUACAAUAAAAGACUAGGGGGGGGAGUGUAAGGAAGAAACCCUAAAUCGCCAUGGAUAAGGAGAGAUACAGGAGCAACAGGGACGAUCGCGAUCGUGAUUCGAGUGCGGAUCGUUCGCCGGAACGCGAAGCCGGACGCCGCCAUCGCGAUGGAGAUUCGAAGCGUCGCGAUUCAGAUCACCACCGGUCAUCGAGGCGCGAGGAUAGGGAGGAUGAGAGAGAUAGAGCUCGGGACAGAAGGAGAUCUGUGGAGAGAAGCGAGAGGGAAGAUAGGGAGAGGUCUCACGAAGGAAGUAAAGAUAAGGAAACGAGGACCAAGAGGAAAGAUAGAGAGGAGGAGAAGGGGAAUAAGGAAGGGAAGAAGAGAUCUAGGUUCUCUGAUGGGAGUGGUGGUGGUGAGAGGAGAAGCAAGUUUGAGGAUGAGAGCAAAAAUGAUCAAGUGAGUGAGGGUUCUAGGGCUACGAACGCAGCUAGUGACGUCUCCACUGGCGUCACUUCACAUAGUUCUUUAGCUUCGGAAACGUCUUUAGCCCCUAGUCAAACCCUGCUCACUAAGGUAUCUUCAAUAUCCACAACGGAUGAAAAUAAGAGUAUUGUCAGGUCUCAUGAGGUUCAUGGAAAAUCUAGUACAGAUGGAAGAACAUCCGGGCAAAGUAGUUCAAACUUGUCUCUUGAUGCCUUAGCUAAAGCUAAGAAAGCUAUUCAGCUUGGAAAGGGAUUAGCCGACAGGUUUAAGAAACUUUCUUCGGCGAAUCAAGGUAUUAAGUUAGCUUCAGAAGGUAGCCCACAUGCUAGAGUGCCACCAUCGACUACCACUCCUACUGCCUCUGCGGGAACAUCUUCUGCUUCAGCAUUACCACAUGCUGUCUUACCUGGCCUUGGGAAUAAGGUCAACAUUGAAGCUGUUAAGAGAGCUCAGGAGGUGGCAGCUAGGAUGGGAUACCGUCAGGAUCCAGAGUUUCCUACCAUUAUCAAUUAUCUUCUAGGACAGACACCUACAGAGACGAUGGCUGUUCAACAGAAACCUGCGAAGGCUCCUGUUCUGCGUGUGGAUGCACUUGGAAGGGAGAUAGAUGAACAUGGGAAUGUGAUUAGUGUGACUAAGCCAAGCAAUCUUAGUACAUUAAAGGUUAACAUCAACAAACAGAAGAAAGAUGCUUUUCAGAUUCUUAAACCUCAACUGGAAGUAAAUCCAGAAGAAAACCCCCAUUUUGAUCCGAGGAUGGGGAUUGAUAAAAACAAGAUUUUGAGGCCCAAGCGUAUGAGUUUUCAGUUUGUUGAGGAAGGUAAAUGGACAAGGGAUGCUGAGAGUUUGAAGUUGAGGAGUCAAUUUGGUGAAGCAAAAGCAAGAGAGCUGAAGGUGAAGCAAGCGCAUCUGGCUAAGGCCAGGGAUGAUAUAAAUCCAAAUUUGAUAGAGGUAUCAGAACGUGCCCCGAGAAAAGAGAAACCCAAGGAGAUAAUCCCAGAUGUUGAGUGGUGGGAUGCUGCUGUUCUCACAAAUGGCGUGUAUGGUGACAUAGCUGAUGGUGCCAUUACCGAUAGCGAUCUGAAGACAGAAAAACUCACACAUUACAUAGAGCAUCCCCGUCCCAUAGAGCCACCUGCAGAAGCAGCGCCUCCACCACCCCAGCCUCUUAAACUGACAAAGAGGGAACAGAAGAAACUUCGAACCCAGAGGCGUCUGGCAAAAGAAAAGGAGAAACAGGAGAUGAUCAGACAAGGGUUGCUUGAACCACCAAAAGCAAAGGUGAAAAUGAGCAAUCUGAUGAAGGUUCUUGGGUCUGAAGCAACGCAAGACCCAACCAAGCUCGAGAAGGAAAUCCGCACAGCAGCUGCGGAACGUGAACAAGCUCACACAGACAGGAACGCAGCACGGAAGCUAACACCUGCAGAGAAACGUGAGAAGAAAGAGAGGAAGCUUUUCGAUGAUCCAACAACUAUCGAGACGAUAGUGUCUGUGUACAAGAUCAACAAGCUCUCUCAUCCUAAAACGAGAUUCAAGGUGGAGAUGAAUGCUAGGGAGAACAGAUUAACGGGUUGUAGCGUGAUGACAGAUGAAAUGAGUGUGGUUGUAGUGGAGGGUAAGAGCAAAGCCAUAAAGAGAUACGGGAAGCUGAUGCUGAGGCGGAUAAACUGGGCAGAGGCAGUGAAGAAGGAUGAGAAGGAAGGAGAGGAAGAAGAUGAUGACGAAGAAGAGAAUGGCGGAAACAAUAAGUGCUGGUUGGUUUGGCAAGGAAGCGUUGCGAAACCGAGUUUUCAUAGGUUUCUCGUACAAGAGUGCUUAACGGAAUCUGCUGCCAAGAAAGUUUUCACGGAUGCUGGUGUCGCUCACUACUGGGACCUCGCUGUCAACUACACCGAAGACUAAAUCUUUCCUUCCUCCACUUCCUAUUCUGUCGGUUGCUAUAGUGUCUCUCAUACUUAUCAAUCAUCUCCUUUGAAAUGCUUCAACUGUUGAACAAUGUUAUGGGUCUUUCCAGGAGUCAUUUGCGGUUCUCUGAACAGUUGUUGUGUUCUGCUUCUUGUCGUCUUGGUGUUUUCACUUUUGAACAAGAAUUUGAUCUGUAUUUGUGCUUAGGUAAAUCAUGGUAAAAUGUUCUGAAAUGCAUGAUCAGAUUCAACUCUUA